Oncorhynchus nerka (sockeye salmon) is the source of this 876-nucleotide messenger RNA. RefSeq lists its product as uncharacterized. The transcript has 2 exons. Bases 1 to 876 code for a protein of 291 amino acids. The record is from RefSeq and is a predicted model, not a curated record. Lineage: Eukaryota; Metazoa; Chordata; Actinopteri; Salmoniformes; Salmonidae.
AUGGAUAGAGCUGAUGCUCUGUACGUGAGCCAGGCCUGCGCUGCUGAAUCAGCUCUACCUCACCUUUCCCCUCCCACACUUCCUACCCACACCCAGCUCUACCGCACAUUCCCCUCCCACACUUCCUACCCACACCCAGCUCUACCUCACCUUUCCCCUCCCACACUUCCUACCCACACCCAGCCCUACCUCACCUUCCCCUCCCACACCCAGCUCUACCUCAACUUCCCCUCCCACACUUCCUACCCACACCCAGCUCUACCUUACCUUCCCCCUACCCACACCCAGCCCUACCUCACCUUCCCUCUCCCACACCCCUACCCACACCCAGCUCUACCUCACCUUCCCCUCCCACACCUCCUACCCACACCCAGCUCUACCUCACCUUCCCCCUCCCACACCUCCUACCCACACCCAGCUCUACCUUACCUUCCCUCCCACACCCCCUACCCCCUACCCACACCCAGCCCUACCUCACCUUCCUCUCCCACACCCAGCUCUACCUCACCUUCCCCUCCCACACUUCCUACCCACACCCAGCUCUACCUCACCUUCCCUCUCCCACACCUCCUACCCACACCCAGCUCUACCUCACCUUCCCCUCCCACACUUCCUACCCACACCCAGCUCUACCUCACCUUCCCCUCCCACACUUCCUACCCACACCCAGCUCUACCUCACCUUCCCCCUCCCACAGCUCCUACCCACACCCAGCUCUACCUCACCUUCCCCCUCCCACACUUCCUACCCACACCCAGCUCUACCUCACCUUCCCUCUCCCACACCCAGCUCUACCUCACCUUCCCCCUCCCACACAUCCUACCCACACCCAGCUCUACCUCACCUUCCCCCUCCCAAACUCUGCCCAAGCUCUAG